UAGUGGUUGGCAGUCCUAUUAUUAUAACCUGUAACUUCUGUGAUUAGAGGCUACUGUAGGGCACAUAGUAAGCUGGUGAAAAGAGAGAUUAAUGAUGGCAGGAGAGAGGUGAGAGGAAGAGGCAAAGGACAAGUGAAUGACACAGCUCUGUGGUGUUGGAUCCACACCUAUCCAGGGAAGAGAUCUUUGGAAGUGUGGAGUGGGACACCAAGGGCCAACCGCUCCUGUGAGAUUCCUACAGUGGUAGAUCAGCAAGAAGGUGAAGAUGCAAUCCAUGCUAUCUGGGACUCUUCCAUCCAAAAGCUACAAAGUCCAACUACAGUACUUUCUUGAAAAAUAAUAAUGAUACCAAUCUGGUUCACAAUUCAGUUAUGUUCUGUAUGAUCUCAUCAAAAGACCGGAUGUUUUUCAGUUUUUUUAGACGAAUGAAACUCUCUCCUACUUCCUGACAGCAAUUCUGUGGUUUUUCUUUUCCACAAACACCCACAUCUUUACAUCCAUUUUUCCUUUCUGAUCCUAUUAUCACCCGUCAACAGUACCUGCCUUCCCAAGAUGAACUAGUUUGCUCUAAAUCUUUGAAUUUGCUGCAUAUCUCUUGGGCACCUAGGAAUCCAGUGCUUAUGGUGACUUCAUGGAAAGUUCUAAUGGCAGGUGUUAAAAGCUUUGCACAGUGGAUUUGCUCAUGGAUCUAUGCAGUCUUGCUCAUAGAUGAAAACAAGGUAAUGAGAUGCACAGAUGGAAGAAUGUCUUCCAAGCAAGCCACCUCUCCAUUUGCCUGUGCAGCUGAUGGAGAGGAAGCGAUGACCCAGGAUUUGUCCGCUCGGGAAAAGGAAGAGGGCAGUGACCAGCACGUGACCUCCCACCUGCCUCUUCACCCUAUCAUGCACAACAAACCUCACUCUGAGGAGCUACCAACUCUUGUCACCACCAUUCAACAAGAUGCUGACUGGGACAGUGUCAUCUCAGCCCAGCACAGAAUGGAAUCAGAGAAUACUAAGUUAUGUUCCCUCUAUUCCUUCCGAAAUACCUCUACCUCACCACACAAGCCUGACGACGGGGGUCGGGACCGAGAGAUAAUGACCAGCGUCACUUUUGGAACUCCAGAGCGCCGCAAAGGGAGCUUGGCAGACGUCGUGGACACAUUGAAACAGAAGAAGUUGGAGGAGAUGACCCGGACUGAGCAGGAGGACUCAUCCUGCAUGGAAAAACUACUUUCAAAAGACUGGAAGGAGAAAAUGGAAAGAUUAAAUGCCAGUGAGCUUCUUGGAGAAAUUAAAGGCACCCCUGAGAGUCUGGCAGAGAAAGAACGGCAGCUCUCCACCAUGAUCACCCAACUGAUCAGCUUACGGGAGCAGCUCCUGGCUGCGCACGAUGAGCAGAAAAAGCUAGCCGCCUCCCAGAUUGAGAAGCAGAGGCAGCAGAUGGACCUAGCUCGCCAGCAGCAAGAGCAGAUUGCGAGGCAGCAGCAGCAACUUUUGCAACAGCAGCACAAAAUCAAUCUUCUGCAGCAGCAAAUUCAGGUUCAGGGUCACAUGCCUCCGCUCAUGAUCCCAAUUUUUCCACACGACCAGCGGACACUGGCGGCAGCCGCAGCUGCCCAACAGGGAUUCCUCUUCCCUUCUGGAAUACCAUACAAACCAGGUGAUAACUACCCCGUACAGUUCAUUCCAUCAACAAUGGCAGCUGCUGCUGCUUCUGGACUGAGCCCUUUACAGCUCCAGAAAGGGCAUGCCUCCCACCCACAAAUUAGCCCAAGACUAAAGGGCCUAAGUGAACGUUAUGGCAGGAAUUUGGAUACCUUUGAACAUGGUGGUGGCCAGUCUUACAACCACAAAAAGAUUGAGCAGCUCUAUGCGGCCCAGCUGGCCAGCAUGCAGGUGUCACCUGGUGCAAAGAUGCCGUCUACUCCGCAGCCACCAACCGCAGCAGGGGCGGUCUCACCUACUGGGAUGAAAAAUGAAAAGAGAGGGACCAGCCCUGUAACUCAAGUUAAGGAUGAAGCCGCACAGCCCCUGAAUCUCUCUGCCCGACCCAAGACAGCAGAGCCGGCAAAGUCCCCAACAUCUCCCACUCAGAGCCUCUUCCCAGCCAGCAAAACCAGUCCAGUAAACCUGCCAAACAAGAGUGGCAUUCCCAGCCCCAUCAGAGGAAGCCUAGGAAGAGGAUCCUCUUUAGAUAUCCUGUCCAGUCUCAACUCGCCUGCUCUGUUUGGGGACCAGGACACGGUGAUGAAAGCCAUCCAGGAGGCCCGGAAGAUGAGAGAGCAGAUCCAGCGGGAGCAACAGCAGCAGCCGCACAGCAUGGAGGGCAAGCUGGCCUCCAUGAACAGCACCGGCCUAAACAACUGCAGGAGUGAAAAGGACAGAACACACUUUGAGAAUCUGGGCCCUCAGUACGGGAAGUCAAAUGAAGAUGGGAAACUGGGCCCAGGAGUCAUUGAUCUGACCCGGCCUGAAGAUGCAGAGGGAAGUAAAGCCGUGAAUGGCUCUGCAGCUAAACUACAGCAGUAUUAUUGUUGGCCAACAGGAGGUGCCACGGUGGCUGAAGCCCGAGUCUACAGGGAUGCCCGGGGCCGGGCUAGCACCGAACCACACAUCAAGCGACCAAUGAAUGCUUUCAUGGUUUGGGCAAAGGAUGAGAGGAGGAAAAUCCUUCAAGCCUUCCCUGACAUGCACAACUCCAACAUUAGUAAGAUUCUAGGCUCUCGCUGGAAAUCCAUGUCCAACCAAGAGAAGCAGCCGUAUUAUGAAGAGCAGGCUCGGCUAAGCAAGAUCCACCUAGAAAAGUACCCGAAUUACAAGUAUAAACCCCGACCAAAACGCACCUGCAUUGUGGACGGCAAAAAGCUCCGCAUCGGAGAGUACAAACAGCUGAUGAGGUCUCGGAGACAGGAGAUGAGACAGUUCUUCACUGUAGGGCAACAGCCUCAGAUUCCCAUCACCACAGGAACGGGUGUUGUGUAUCCUGGUGCUAUUACCAUGGCAACUACCACACCAUCUCCUCAGAUGACAUCUGACUGCUCUAGCACCUCAGCCAGCCCGGAGCCCAGCCUCCCUGUCAUCCAGAGCACUUAUGGCAUGAAGACGGACAGCGGAAGCCUGGCUGGGAAUGAAAUGAUCAACGGUGAGGAUGAGAUGGAAAUGUAUGACGACUAUGAAGACGAGCCCAAAUCAGACUAUAGCAGUGAAAACGAAGGUCCCGAAGCCGUCAGUGCCAACUGAGGAGUGUUUGCAGAAUCAAAAUGCUCAGACUGGGGUUUUUUUUUUUCUUCUUUAUUUUUUUCCUGAACAAAAAAAAAAGUCUUAAAGAGCCCGCAUGCAUUUGUGGCUCCCCAAUUACAUCAGCAGAAUGGUCUUAAUUGUUUCAUAAUGUGUGAGACAGAUGGAGUUUUCCCUGAUUUUUCAUGAACUUGUGUUUUUUUUGUUUGUUUUUUAUUUAGGUGAAGACAUAUAUUAAAUAUGAGACAUCGGGACUUGAAAACUUAUCUGAAUCCAUAGCUGUCUUACCAGUCUUACUUUUUUUUUUCUCUUUUGGAUGUUGAUAAAGGUUUAAGUUACUGUUUUUAGAUGGGGUUAAACAUUCUCACUCAGGUAUGCUGUGCCGGCCUACAGGUUGUGAAUGUGUUUUUAUUCUGAAUUACGUUAGCAAACAACUGCAGAUUUCAUCUUGUGAACGCGAGCAGAAUGUCUGCAGGCACGCAAGCGCGGCUGCGUGCAGAGCACUUAAAAAAGGCCUCUGAAUUCCAUUUUUCCAUGUGUAGAGUUGAACUUCUAACGUGCCAAACUUUUUCAUCACUCUUGAAUCUUAAAAAAAAAUUUUUUUUGAAAGUCUUAAGGGAGACACUGCAAAGUCUUAGACAAUCCUUUGGCAUCUUAAAAAAAAAUUGAUAACCACAGGUUGUAUUUUUUUCCUUUUUUUUUUUCUUUUCCAGAAAAUGGUAAAGUACUCAGGAAUCUGGAGACAGGAUAUUGUAAGGAGUGAGCUUGGUUGCCACCAUGCAUGUACCCAAUUGCUUUUGCCUCUCACUGUGCCAUCAGUGUGUGAUGUGACAUGACAUGACAUGAUGUAAUGUGAUGUCCGCACAACAGAGCGAUCACCAGUUAUGAACAAGGCUGCUUGUCCCCAUGUGAGGCUGCCUCUCACAACCCCCAUUACCCCUUUGCCUUUAACCCUGGCAUUCAGUCUUAAACAUAUUUUCUCUUAAAUAAUUUAUUCAUUCCAGAAUGUCAAGGGUCCAAUGAUUAUUUAUUUUAAAAAGCAUUGUUGGUGGCAUUAACUUAACGAUCCUUAUUUCUACCCUUCUACCCUCAAGCCCCCCAACCCCCCCUUUUUUUGGUCCUCCAUUACCUGCUACAGACAUGAAAAUGUAUGUAAGGAUUGUAUGUCCCCAGAACAUCUGGAAGUAUUUCUUAAACAUAAUGAUAAUUCAAGUUAAUUUUUUAAAGCCAAAAAUAUUUCUCCUUUACAGUAGGUAACUGGCUACUCGAAACCCAGGUAUAGGCCCUUACAGCUGAGCAGGCUAGCCUUCUGACUUUCCAUUCCAUGUAUGAAUUCUGUGGGAGCUGAUCUCAGCAGGGAGUGAUGAGGCAGGCUUCAGGGCCCCACUAGCAGCAGGGCCAGACAAAAAAGCUCAGGAGCCAACUCCCAUCCAUGCUUGCAGGCUCCAUGUUGGAGCUAUGGGUGAAGAGUGAGCCAGUCCUGGCCAGCAGGGGCUCAGGUUUGUUUAUAAAAUCCCAAGGACAGGGAGAAGUCACCCAACAGCCUCCAUGCUGCAAGCAGAGAGGUAAAUAGUGAGUCAGGAUGAAUUUGGGGAAUGAAAUGUAAACUUUGGGGGAGCCAAAAGGAGAGGAGGAAAGGAGAGUAUUCCCUUGUGAGAAGUUGCUGCUUUUAGAACCAAGAUCCAAGAGCUCAUGGGGAGGUAGAAGAAUGUCUUUGGCUGCCUCCUUCACCUAUGCAAAUAAGUCACCCUUUCUGUAGCAAGUGGAGUGCACACACCCAGUCCUGUGCUUGUGUUUGUGUGUGUGUGCCCAUGGGUGUGCGUAGAAUGGGAGAUAAUGUGCAGAACUUAAUUCACCAUGCACAUGCAGCACCCAUCCCUGGAGAGGUCUCCUGCCUGGCUGGAGGGCCCCUGGGCUCCUAGUGAUACCAGCUCCCUCGUAGGUUCAGCAGCUCAGUUCUCUGCCCACCCCGCUCCCCUUCAAUUAGUGUGGUUCUUUUUGCCUUCCCCUCACUGUCUCCGCUCGGAAAGCCAAUGACCAGGUAUACUCAUCCCCAGUGGGACAAAUACAAGCUCAUUACUAGGACAUAGGAAGAGGGCUGUCAGAUUUCUUGAGCCAUCUCAUCACUUGAAAGCAACCAGAGGAUCUCUGUAUUUAUUUUCUCCAACCCAAUAGCAAUAAACAGGUCCAGCCGGGAGGAGCCUGAGCUCCAGGCUCCCGUUAGCUGGUGAGCGCUCUCUACAAGCUGAUUGACAUAGGUACUGAUAGACAAGCUGUGUUCUUCCAUCAGUUGGGGAUCAGAACUUUGUUUGAAUAGUUUUUGCUCAAAAGAGGAGGAGGAGGAGGAGGAGGAGGAGGAUUACUCACUAAAGAUGGACUAUUUAUUAUGUCGUCUAACUGACUUAUACAGUUGGUCACCUCUCCUUAGUUCUCUUUCUCUUACCCACCCCCUGCCCUCCCCCAUUUCCCCACACCGCGCUUGCUCCUUCCUUCUUGGUUCUGUUGCGUAGGUAGAGUGCUGUAUGGCUAGCAUUGUGUCGUCUGUAAUUAAUUUUGCACAAAAGCAAACAUUUAGAGUCGUUGGUUAAUUUUGUUUUGUUUUUAUGACCAUGCCAAAAUAAUAUUCUGGGCUGGUGGAGAACAAAGGACUGUUCUUUAGGACUGAAACUUGAUUUUGCUCGUAGUACAAACACACACACACACACACACACACACACACACUCACACACACACUCACAGAUGUUGUUUUGUAAGUGUUAUAAGCACUGGAUAUAAAUGGUAUUUUUUAUCACUUCUGACUAAUGUGAAACUGUUGUACGAAAAAUACAUGAACAAAAGUCAUCUGUUUCGACUCGUGUGGGCUUGCCCCGCAGUUGCCGGAUUUGAGUCAUUUUAUGUCUUGUUAUUUCAUUUAUUUAUGCAAAAUCCAUGCGUGUAUGAACACUUUGUUGGAGCCGCAGCCCCCGCCUGCCUUAGCGCUGGGGUUCGGUCACUUCUAGCCACGUUCUUCAAAAAUGAAAGGCUAUUCAGGAAGGAUCUGAUUGUAAACGUCUCAUUCAUUCAUUGGGUCAGACGGGAAGGUUGUAUCUGGAUCUCAAUGGUGCGCAUAAGCAAUUUAUUGUAUUUAUUAGCCAACUUUGGCUCUAAAUGUCGGUGGAAAUUAAGAAAGGACAAUCGUAGCGAUAGCUUCAUUUUGCUUUUAUCGGGGCUCGAAACAAAGUCUUUUGAUGAAUCUACCAUCUCAUUUUAGAUUUUUUUUAAAGUGUAAAUAUAACAUAGGAAAUAGAAUUUUAUUUUUGGUUCAUGAAUAAUUAGUGAAGUAUAAGUUAUGUAUUUACUUUUUUCUGUUCUGUAUCCAUGUAUAUUGGUCCAUAUUAAAAGCUGACAAGUCACUGUACCUCAUGCAAAUGCUGAAUGAUCAGAGUGAGAGAGCCGUGAGAGCUCAGGCUUGGACCUCUAGCUGGGAUAUCAAGACCCCUCACUUGGGCUCUCACUGAAUUUAGAAGACACCGUCCACAGACACAGACUUAUGUUUUGUUUAAUAUAGAAAGUUGAUACAUUGAAAAUACCAAAUUUCCAGGAUAGCUGGUAGGAAACUCAAUUUGCUUUGUGAAUCCAAGCAGAAUGCAUGAACUAGUCCUGUUACUGUUUGAUAGCAGAAAGCAUGAAUAACAUUUGGAAAGCAAAAAAAAAAAAAAAAAGAAAAAAAAAGAAAAAAGAAAAAAAGAAAAAAAGAUGUCUGAAGAUUAGACUCAUUAAUAAAGCCCCACCCCCUGCUCUGCCCCCACCAUACCCAAAUACUGAAUAGUUUGAAUAAUAUGAGACUCUUUAUUUCUGUGUCCAUUAGUUCAUGGUAUUGUCAUAUUGCAGAUGAAAAUGAUUUACACAUUGUAAGAGGACAUGUGGGGCUUUUCCCUAUCACUUGGAAUUGGGGCACCGGCAGGAAAUACUCUUUUUAACCAUUGUGCCAUGUAGUUAAUGGUGGGAUAAUAUAUACAUAAUAUAUGUAUAGAUACACAUAUAUUCAUACACAUAGAUACAUACAGAUAUGCAUAUGUAUAUAUGUGUAUAUAUGUGUGUGUGUAUGUAUAUAUAUACACAUACAUGUGUACAUAUUGCUUUUGUCCACAGACUUUGCCCCAUCUCCUGAAAUUAUGUAAUUGUGAGGGAGGGGUAGGGUGGGAAGUCUGUGGACAAAAGCCAGCAGGCUAUUCCUGUGCUUGAAACAAUGUGGUGUUUUUCUGUUUGGGACAAUUAUAAAACGUUUUUUGUUUUCAAAAAUACCCAAAUCAUGACAAAAUCUAAACCCCGUCCACUCCCAUGGUUCUCCUUGGGGAAGCCCUAAUCCCAGGAGGAGACUUGAUCAGAACCCCCAGUGGGUCCUCCCACAUCUGGUUCCUGAGCUUAUCUAAGGAAAGGCUGAAGAUGGCUGCCUUCACAACCUGGGAUGCAUUAGGCCUGUGGAACACCAGGGUAUUUAUUUAUCAGAGGACCAGUGAGUUACCUUGUAGUGUCAAAGCUGAAAUAAAAGACUGCAUUCUUUCCCUUUGGAAAGGUUGGGGGUGAGGGGUGAUGGGUUACUCCAAACAUUCUCACCUAGGGCAAGGAGUGGGUGAGCCAUCCAGAAGCUGCCCUGUUCAGAGCAUGCUUCUUGAUCCCCUGAGGAGAAACUCAUUCUGGCCCCAGCACCACAGUGUAGUUCCCCCGCCCCUCCAGUUUGACCUAAUUGUUUUGUAAGAGAUGAUUUUCCCCAGUAGUUGACAAGAAAGGUCACUUUGCCAUUUGAGACCAUGCAAGAAACUCUGUGCCCAGUGCCAUUGAAUUGCCCAAGAAUUGCAGCUGGUUAAAUGUAAUCUGAUGCUUUCCUGGGUCUUCAUUUUUCAUAUAAAAAGGGACAAAUGGUGCCCCCUCUCUGAGGGACCUUCCAUUGGUGUUCAUUUAAGAAUGGACUUGGCACUCACAUCCAUUCUUCUCAAAGAAUAAUUGUUUCUGACCUCAUCUGCCCUCCUACAAAGCACUUGUUUCAUCGCCUUCUUGCGCCACCCCCGCUCCUGACAUGCUUUUCUUAAUAAAUGAAUUCUCUCUGUGAUUCUUUUUGACCAUGUUCCAUUUUUCUUAUACUGUUUGGACCCCAAGGUGACUGUGAUAUAGUAACUGAUCAUCAGAAAUAUCAAUAUGCAAACAUAUUUGUUUUCCCUUCCCCUUCCAUCAGGGGCUGAGCCAUUUGCUCCUGAAUUCCUGCAUUCUGGAAGCAGACAACUUUGGUUCAGAGGGCGGGGCAGAGUAAGGGCCUCCAGGAUGGGGAUGAAGGGUUGGGGGAUGGGGGGGAAUUGCUCAUUGAAAACCAUUUUCAACUUGAUCAGGAUGGCAAUACACGAGCUAGAGAGCAGCUUGACAGUAGGGUGUGCUCUUAAUUUCCUCUUUCUGAAGAACCCCAACUGAGGUCCUUGGUGCUCCUGGAUUAUGGGGAAUGUGCAAAUAUUUCACUGUGUGUGUAUGUGUGCACACUGUCCCUGUGCAUUCUCUUUCCCUCAGGCCAUCCUUCUCUCUGUCUCCCUUUGUCGUAUGUGUGUUUUUGCUUUUUUAAAGCACAGGUUUUAUUGUUACCCUUUUCUCUUCCAUACCACCCCACCCCACCCCUCAGCUUGUAGUGUGAUAGAAUCCUUAGCAUUUCUGUCCAUUCAUUAUUGUAUUUGCCAUGUAAAAUUUUUUUUAUUACAUUAAGACAAGCUUAUAAGCUGUUACUACAUAACUUAUCUCACUGUAACUCUUUAUUAUUUCCUGACGUAAUUUGUUUGUGAUGUAUAUUGUGGGAUUGUACUCUAUGUUAAUUUAAUCAGCACAAUUCACUGACAUGCUGGACUGACAUGCUAGCUGCUGUUUCCAAUUGUAAAGUUUGUGUAGGGCUAUAGGGACAACUACAACUCUGUUGUCAAGGUACUAUGCUCUGGUUCCUAUAGCAACACUGUGGGUGUGGCCCUGGAGAUGCUAGGGUUGCUGUUGAGAUACACCCCUCUAGCAUAUUUUAACUGGCAGAUUUUCUUCAUAGAAAUUCUAUGUACAAUGCAGGUACCUACCUGGGCCCAUGGCUGGUAAUGAUUUGGGCGUUUAGAGGAAAAAGAUUAAAAAAAAAACUAGUGUCUAUUGCUGCUUUGAAUAUGUUUUAAAGUCUGAAAAUGUAAAUAGUUUAUCAAAAAAAGAAUCUUGUACAGUCCAGUGUAAAGUUUUUAAAUGAACUUACAGGUUGCCAUCACAUCUUUCUCACCCUCUCCUCUCAACACCGAAAACAAAGUUUGCUAAGGAUAAAAAGCUAUUGAUGACAAAGUAAUCUCUCAAGUUAAAACAAGAAAAAAAGAAGUUUUAAAAAGAGAAUCAUCAUUCUUAGCUUCAUUGCAUAAACAGACUUCUUGGGAUUUUGUUGUGCAGUAUUGACGUGAGGUAAAUUCAAUAUUCAAUAAUCUCUCAGUGGUACUUUUAAAAAGUCUUCUCCUCCUUCUCUGCCUCAGUAAUUAAUGGAAAAGACACAGUUGAAAGGCACACUGUCUUUAUAUAUUCUGGUAUAUGUUGGCACCCCUGCUACAUAUUCCUUUUUUCUCCUUUCUUUUCUCCUUUCUUUUUUUUCUUUCUCUUUCUUUCUUUCUUUCUUUCUUUCUUUCUUUCUUUCUUUCUUUCUUUGCACAAGGUGCUUUCCUGAUAUGUUAAACAUGCCACCAUCCUCCGGUGAUACCGUAUAAUAUGCCAUGAUGGGGGUAUCCCCCCCCCCAGGGGAGUGUCUAUAAGAACUGCCUAUUUAUGCUCAUUUACCUCAAGACUGUCCUCUCUACCCUUAAUCUAGUCACCAUCACUCCAUCUUUUGUACUGCUGUUGACACUUACAAAAUUAAAGAUAAAUUUUGUUUUA
Molecule: messenger RNA, 10118 nt
Organism: Phascolarctos cinereus (koala)
Lineage: Eukaryota; Metazoa; Chordata; Mammalia; Diprotodontia; Phascolarctidae
Gene: SOX6
Product: SRY-box transcription factor 6
Biological process (GO): central nervous system development; cell fate commitment; positive regulation of chondrocyte differentiation
Cellular component (GO): nucleus
Molecular function (GO): RNA polymerase II cis-regulatory region sequence-specific DNA binding; DNA-binding transcription factor activity, RNA polymerase II-specific
Source: RefSeq, a predicted model, not a curated record